ACCUCCCAGCUUCCUGACAGAGCCAGAGCCAAGGCCUGGGGCUCCUUCCUGUUCCUCUGCCCUCCUCGCAGCACUUCUCACCUUGCCCAUCCCUCCCAUCUUCCCCCAGGUCCUUCUGCUGGGAGCACCGCCCGCAGCAGGCAGUAGAGGCAGUGCCGAUGCAGGACACGACCUGCAUCAUCUGCAUGGAGCCCGUGGGUGACAGCAGGUCGUACAGCACCAUGGUGUGCCCAUCCUGCCGGCACGCCUGGUUCCACCGGGCCUGCAUCCAGGGAAUGGCCCUGCGCGCUGGGCUUCGCUGCUUCCAGUGCCCCCUCUGCCGAGACAGAGACACAUUUUUAGGAGAAUUGUUCAGCAUGGGGAUCCGAAUCCCAGACAGAAGUCCAAUGUGGGAGGAGAACAAUGCUUAUGCAUCUCUGGGAGGAAGGCACGGGAGCUGUGAUGCCAGCGUCUGCCGUUACCCACGUGGCAGGGAGCAGGCAGAGGAAGCGGGGCCCUGGGAGCUGCUCCUCUGCUGCUCCUGUGCUGCACAAGGCACCCAUCGACUCUGCUCCAACUUGAGUCAGAGCACAACCAGCUGGGAGUGCAACGCCUGUGCUGGAGAGGGCACCGGUAAGAGGCAAACAGCCGCGUGCUGCUGGGCUGGGGCCAGGCUUGGCCUUGUUCAAGUCACUUUGACCCAUGGGCAAUGGGACCCUGUCCCACCCCAGGGCUGGAGUUUCACCUCUCUCACCUCUUUGCUUCACCUUGCAGGCCCCAGCACCAACUAGGUUCUUGCCAGACAUAGCGCCACCAGCCAGCAGGAACUGGGGCAAUUCUGAGGCACCACAGCACUGGAGAGAAGCAGCUCCAGCACCACCAGCCAGGCACCACUGACACCAGCACACGGUUCCCAUGUGCCUGAAAACAGUGUCCUGUCCAGCCAGCGCAGGAUGGAGCAGAGGAGAACCAGCCCACGUUUACACCAGGAAGAGAACGCCUGCAAUCAGCCCCGAGGACACCGUGGGAGCUGCCGUAAUGCUACCUCCACUGCUGAGGGCAGCACCCCAAACUCUGCCAGCCAGGGGACAUCAGAGUCCUCGCGGCACUCCCCCGCAGCUGGCUACAACCUCCGGUGCAGACAGGGACUGCGGGCCCGGACACAAAGCCGCUCUCCGUUGCAGCGCCGGGCCCCACGUUCUCCAAGCCAGCCCCAAACACACCGUGGGAGCAGGCAGGAAUCAACCCUAAGUGCCGAGAGCUGCAGCCACAGCUACACCAGACCAGGAGCACCGGGGUCCUCAGGGGAUUCCACAGAGGCUGCUGGAAGCCGGUCCAGGCAGCCAGGGUGGGUCCGGACUCGAAGCCUGCUGAGACCCACAGCCAGCCCCGAAGACGCCGCAGGAGCCGGUCCAGGCGGCGAGGGCCAGCCCAGGGGCGAAGCCGCUCCCGGGUACCAUGUCGGGCCCGGAACAUCAACAGCCAGCCCCGGUGAUGCUAUAGGAGCAGCUGCGUGCAAGCUCCGCUUGUCCAAACCUGUCCAAAGUCAUCAGAGUCUAUCACAAUAAA
Messenger RNA from Gallus gallus (chicken), 1548 nucleotides. RefSeq names its product PHD finger protein 7-like. The transcript is spliced from 4 exons. The record is from RefSeq and is a predicted model, not a curated record. Bases 159 to 770 code for a protein of 203 amino acids. Gene Ontology annotation, cellular component: nucleus. Lineage: Eukaryota; Metazoa; Chordata; Aves; Galliformes; Phasianidae.